GUUGGUUAGUCUCCAGGGGCGGGACCAGAUUUUUGGGGCUCUGAAUUGUCAAACAGGGACGUCUCUUUGCUUCCGAAGUAGGCGGAUUUUAACGUGGCUGAAGUCUGCUCCGCGGAAUCAUGGCCAAAGGCAGGAGGCCCAAGAUGUCCAAGGCGGCCAAGCAAAGCGGCGGCGGCGGCGGCAGCGCUGACGGCCCGGCGGAGGGGGGCGCCGAGAAGCGGCCCGCCGGCCGGCCCAGGAUGAACGGGGAGAACAUAUUUUCUUGUCAGUCCAAAAUCUACACCUACAUGAGUGUGAACAAAACUCCCACUAUUCGACCGCCGCUCCAAGAAGAAAACUCCACCGCACAUCAUGAGGCCAAAUGCCCUGGCAAAACUGUGAACGAAAGCUGCAGAAAAGGAGAAGGUAGAAUCAAUAUCGGCAACGCAAUAGAUGACGCCGUGAAAUCUGAAGGCCAGAAUGACAAAGAAAGUGGGGGUGAAUCUCCAGCAUCCGUCUCGAAUCAAAAACAAGAGGCCACAGAAACUCAAAAGCCCCUGCCCGCCGAGUCUGCUGUUGCAGCGAAUGCAAAAGCAGUGCAGAAAAAGGGAACAAAAACGAAGCCUGCUCCUAAGAGAAAAGCUCAAGGGAAGACCCAACCGAAUCGGAAGGUGACAGAUUAUUACCCUGUUAGAAGGAGUUCUCGGAAGAGCAAAAAAGAAUUGCAGUUAGAGGAGAAGAAGCAAAUCGAUGAGUUAAUAGAAAGUGGGAAAGAAGAAGGCAUGAAGAUUGACUUCAUUGAUGGCAAAGGGCGAGGGGUCAUUGCAACCAGGCAUUUUAACCGGGGAGAGUUUGUGGUCGAAUAUCAUGGGGACCUCAUAGAGAUCACUGAUGCCAAGAAGCGAGAAGCAGUGUACGCCCAAGACCCUUCCACUGGCUGCUAUAUGUACUACUUUCAAUACCUAAGCAAAACGUACUGUGUUGAUGCUACGAAAGAGACCAAUCGCCUGGGAAGGCUGAUCAAUCACAGCAAAUGCGGGAACUGUCAGACGAAACUCCAUGACAUUGACGGCGUCCCACACCUCAUCCUGGUCGCUUUGCGUGACAUCAAGGCUGGCGAAGAACUCUUGUAUGACUAUGGAGACCGGAGCAGAGCCUCUCUAGAGGCUCACCCGUGGCUAAAACACUAGCUCAUUUUGUUCUGGAAAGAGCCAUUUUUUCCCCCAAGGGGAUUCAAUCGGCUUUGUUUACAGCACUCUUUGCGGAGAUGUUUCCAGGGUCUACUCUGUAAUUAUUUAAAAAUGACUGUUGCAAGGUUUCUUCACCCACCGCUCCACUCCGGGGCAGGCCUGAAACAGACCUCCCGACUUGUUUAUAUACUGGACUGGUCAGGCAUUUCAGCCUCCCAUCCUUUCACAUACAGAUAGGUGAACUGAUCAGUGUUUCCUGAUUGCAGCCGUUGGGAUUAAUACAGAAUUCUGUAGUGGGGUGCAGCUGACCGGGUUGAGCCAUGCUUCGGCUUGGCGGAGGGAAAAGAAUAAUCUAAAGUGAAUUCCCACAAUAUGGCAAAUGCUGAUAAUCCCUGCUGAUCCUCAGAAAAUGGGUAUUUUUUUUCUUAAUGUCUGGGCAUGCAGUGAUGAGCUGGCCCGCACAUCCUCGCCAUGGAAUUCCACUGUUGUCCUUCCAGCCUCUGCAUAGGCAGGGGUUCCCCUCUGGGUAGGGGGACACAGAAACAAAAAUGCUUUCCCUGCUUCUUGCUGGUGGCAGUUUCCCCCCACAGCUUUCCAGAUGCUGGGGCGGGCUGUAUUGAUUUUGCUGUGUUUCUGACUCGUGGCAACGCCAUCUGGCCAGUGGGUCCUGGGCUAACAUGGUGCCAUUGAAGCCCAAAUGGGGAGCAAGGGUAACGUUUGCAUGUGAGCUCCAGCACCCAGGAGAGGGGAGAAGGCCAGCAAAAAUGGCAGUGAAGGAGAGGGUUGCUUCCCUGACACUGGUCCUUUCCCUAAGCCAGUGGUGGCGAACCUUUGGCACUCCAGAUGUUAUGGACUACAAUUCCCAUCAGCCCCUGCCAGCAUGGGCAAUUGGUCAUGGUGGCAGGGGCUCAUGGGAAUUGUAGUCCAUAACAUCUGGAGUGCCAAAGGUUUGCCAACAUGGCCCUAAGCCUAUAUCAAGCCUGGCUCCAGACUUUUGGUCCUGCCAGCGACUGUCGCGUUCAGAGGACUCUCGUCGUUCCCGAGGGCUUCUCUGACUUUUCAGGCACUUGUGAGGUUUCAUCUGGGAUUGUCAUUGUUUGUACGUAUGCAUCCAUUCUCACUGUCUUGCAUCCCAGUUGUAGGGGAUGGUAGAUCCUCCAAGGGGGGGGAUUAAUGCUAGCUAGGAUGCACUUGUGAUUCCUGGGUAGGCAAGUAGAUAGAGGAAGGGGGCCCGAACCCCAGUGCGGAUGACUGCAAAGAAGUUCCUUGCGCAUGAAUGGGUGUUCCUCCUCUCACUGUGGCCACAGAUGCUGCUUCCUAAUCUCCGCUCUCCCUUUGCUGAUCAUGUUUCAAGAAAGGCAGUUCAGCCAGGUGGGACCAAACGGCACCUAACUCGUGAAGCCUGAUUUGGACAUCCCCUUGACUUGCUGGUUGUCUGUUCUCUGGUAAGCCUGGCAUGGGAGGGGUCCGGGGUGUGAUCAAGUUGUAAGAUAAAGGGAAAACUUGCUGAGGGAGUGGAUGAUUGGCGGGCCCUGAAUGGCUUGUUCCAGUUGCUGCCAGUCACGUGUGCCACCGUACUGUGUACAGCAGGGGUGGCCAACUUAUGGUUCUCCAGAUGUUCAUGGACUACAAUUCCUACCAGCCAAUUGGCCGUGCUGGCAGGAGCUGGUGGGAAUUGUGGUCCAUGAGCAUCUGGAGCGCCAUAGGUUGGCCACCUCUGCUGUACAGGCUUCCUUGCUGAGACCCGUGAAUCCUAUCCACUCUGGAAUUCUUGCACCGAGAAACUACUCUGGAAUUCUUGCACCGAGAAUCCUAUCCACUCUGGAAUUCUUGCACUCUGGAAUUCUUGCACCGAGAAACUAGCAGGCGGGUUUGCGGGUCUCGGUGUCUGUGUGUGUGUGUGCAGAUAACGGGUAUUGCGUCGACUGUGGCCCCAUCAUGGUAAGGCCACUGUUUGGUUUUGAUCAUGGCCAGAUGGCGGGAAGAGCCUGGCCUCUUUUCAACAAAGGCUUCCUUGCUGAUGCUGCCCGGCACCCAAGCCUUGCCUAUUUUGCUGGGAGAAGAUGCCCACGGCUGUGUGGUUUUUUUUAAAAGAGAAGUGAACUUCACUCCAGAGAUGGCUGGAUGUUUUUAUCUUUUUAACGGAUGGCAUUUGAUCCACUUGGACACGUGAAGCUGAACGAUGGUAACAGAACUGAAGAAUUCUGCUUCUUUUUCAUUCUCAACGAGGGACGGAAAAAACCUUGGAAAACACUGAUGUUUUCCUGCGGGUCGGUGGCUGGAAUCAGUGGAAGCUGUGCAAGGAACAAGUUUUCCGCAAUCCGCCUUCGAAUCUUAAUCAGUUCUGGUACAAUUAUGAAAUCACUGCUGGAAUCAGGUCCUCGGAAUUAGGAGCCUGCCUUUUUUCCGCCGGGUGUUUGUGUCUGACUGGUCCAUGCUCCUGAGGUUGAUUCAGCACUUCACAGAAGAGGAGGGCUGGGAGGGUGCCUCUCUUCGGCCUUGGAGGAGUUUUGUACCUUGGCCAAGUUAGGAAGGAAUCUAGCACCUUUUGAAAGGGAGGAGGCCUUGCUUCCAGCACAGUUCUGGGGCCUGCCGGUGGUAAAAAACAACCCUGUGGUGAUUGCGGAAAGCGCUCUGUCCAUAUUCUUCCUGGCAAAUAAGAAUUUGCUGUGUUUGGGCCAUUUCCCCUGCCAUCAUUCCCUACCACAUGGGAGCCAGGGAGGGGAUGUGGCAGUUUCGGGCCUUGUCUUUUGAUGGCUUUGUGUUUUCCAACGUGAGAUCUCUUCCUGUUUUAUGUGACACACCGGGGGUCGGGGGGGGGGGGGCUUUUGGCUACACUAAGGGAGUUAGUGGGUAUUUGCUUCAGAAAAUCUCACUCUUGACUUCCCCGUUGUAUGCUUUGAACAACAAUUGGGGAUAGUGGUGGGGGGAAAUAUGGGGUCUGGCUUCAUAUUGUAUUUUUUAAAAGCAAAAAAAAAACACUUGAAAAUAUUUCUGUGUACAAAUAAAUGAAAUAAAAGUGAGCUAUUUAUUAACAGGGAA
Messenger RNA from Sphaerodactylus townsendi, 4211 nucleotides. It is a transcript of the gene KMT5A, whose product is annotated as lysine methyltransferase 5A. The transcript has 8 exons. The record is from RefSeq and is a predicted model, not a curated record. NCBI's taxonomy places the organism in Eukaryota, Metazoa, Chordata, Lepidosauria, Squamata, Sphaerodactylidae. Bases 120 to 1169 code for a protein of 349 amino acids. Gene Ontology annotation, molecular function: histone H4K20 methyltransferase activity; protein binding.